Molecule: messenger RNA, 3259 nt
Organism: Lolium rigidum
Lineage: Eukaryota; Viridiplantae; Streptophyta; Magnoliopsida; Poales; Poaceae
Exons: 2
Coding region: 1026-3074 (682 amino acids)
Source: RefSeq, a predicted model, not a curated record
AGUAACUACAGAUGCAGCCGCCAAUGAUGAGGUAGUUGCGCAUGUCUUAGUUAAUUAAGCCACUGUGGAAUUACUUUUAAUUAAGUAUGGUUGGAGACUCAAAAGUAGUUGUUUUCCAUAUCCACCGCUUUUCUUUUUAGUACGCACUAUUCCAAUUUGAAAGACUGGUAUUUAAGUACCGGCCAGGCAAUGUCCUAAUUGCCGCCAUCUUUCUCUGCUGCCACUUUGUUGAAUUUUGGUACAGCAAGUACUAGACUACUAGUGCUUCUGUUGCAGGUAUCACCACUAUCACAUUUCACUGCACUUGUAUAUAUGCAUUCCGGUUAUUGAUGUAUCUAUGCCACUUAUUUUGGCCUGUCUAAGGAGCAUAUGUUUUCAUGAGUAAUAGUAAAAACAUUGCGGUAAAUCCAUUAGUUUCUACCAAUCUUCUCCGAAGGACCAGUGUUCAGCACCUCUCGCCAGAAAUCAGUCCCUGCCCAUUUAAAUCUCCAGGCCGCAUAGCCGGAUUCACCCUCGUCGCCUCCCUGCUGUGUCUUGGUCCGUCCAUGUGCUAACUACAUCCUGCUUGCUAUCGCAUGCUCUGGGGUUAUAAGAAUAUUAUUGUUGUUUGAUUGAGUGCAGCUUGUAUGGUCUCAACGAUAGAAAAAUUUCAUGAGACCUCACAGGCACAUGCUUGAAACUGUGUUUAUUAACCUAGUUCCCAUUUGAUUCCUAUUUUAAUAUUGACAACCUAACAAAUAAUCGGUUGGUCUGGCCGCUGCAUCCAGCACUUCCUUCACAUGCGUUUCCUCACCUUUGUUUGUAGUCUUAAUUUUUUGGUUCUUCGGCCACUUGUUGAAACUUGAUAGUGGACACCUAGUUGGCUAGCUCCUACAACAUGAAAAUCGGAAUCACAUAUACUCCAUGUAUGGUGACUUGACAGUGUGUACCACUACUCGAUCAGUAGCUCUUGAGUGUCAUACUCUACAGUGCUGCACAUAUGUGAUCACUUUCUUCAGAGUUAGGAGAGGAUCAAGCUCACAACAAUGGCUGAAGGGCCAAUGGACUUCUGGAUCAACUGGGCGAGCCAGAUCGGGGUUCUCGUCAGCCUCGGCUGCCAGAUCACCCUCCAUCUCUUAGCCAACUUACGUCGGCGUAGUAGCUCAAUUGGGCUGAGGUUUCCCCUCUGGCUGGCGUACCAGCUGUCAGACUUGACCGCGACAUAUGCCGCCGGCCAGCUCCUCUACAGCAGCAGCACACCGCAAGACCACCAGCUGAUUGCCUACUGGGCUCCAUUCCUCCUGCUGCACCUUGGUGGCCCGGACAACAUCACCGCCUACGCCCUGGAGGACAACAAGCUCUGGACGCGCCACUUGCUGAGCCUUGUGUUGCAGGUUCUGGGAGCCGGAUAUGUCCUCUACAAGCACAUCACUGGCAGCGGGCUCUUCCUCAUGCUGGCUGCCAUCUUGAUAUUCCUUGUCGGGUUUGCAAAGUAUGCUGAGAGGACAUGUGCGCUCUGGCUCGCCAACUUCAGCAGCCUCCAGAGCUCCCUCAAGGUACUGGCACGCAACCAGCAUCACCAACAUUUUUACAUUGAGCAUCAAGACUGGUACUGCAACGACCUGGAGGACGAGCUCGUCCUGCAGCGUGCUCAUUCCCUGUUUCAUAUCUGCAAGCGUGGAAUAGUCGAUUCGGUAAUCGAGGUGGACUCGGAUAGCCCGGCGACAGAGGUGGAUUCUGAGGAAAAGAAAAUAAUCGGGGACCUUAGGGGAGAUAUCAAGUUCAUGUGGAGUGUGAUGGAGAUGGAGCUGUCCCUCUUGUACGACAUCCUGUACACCAAAGCAAGCGUGGCCCACUCUUGGGUUGGCUACUGCAUCCGUGUCAUCUCACCGCUCGCAAUCGCUGCCUCGCUCGUGUUGUUCCAGUUGAGCAUCAAAGAUGGUUACAGCCGCCUGGAUAUUGACAUCACAUACACCUUACUGGGUAGCGCCUUGGUUCUAGAGACCAAAUCGCUGGUUGGCGCAUUAGGUUCAAGCUGGGCGCUUGCUUUGUUGUGUGCCACGCGAUGGGACUGGCUCCGGCAUUCCGCUCUGUGCAGUGGAAGAUGGCAUCGGCUACGGUCCCUACUUAUUUCACUUCGUAGGUCCUGGCCUGGCAAGAUCAUGACAGGAACCUCGAGGAAGUGGUCAGGCACCAUGGGGCAGCACAACAUGCUAAGGUUUCGUGCCGGACAGGUGGAUCCAAUGAGCCGCCGGCUCGGUAAUCUGUUCAAGAUGCUGGGCUGCGGCGAUUGGUGGAACAGGAGGUACUAUUCAUGUAGCAUCGUUGUCCCGAAGAAGGUCAUGGAGCGUGCACAGGCUCUCAGUGAAUGGGUCUCACGGCGUGAUGUAAACACAAUGGGCUUACUCAGGGAUAUGUGGGGUGAAUCAUUGGAUGACGAAGAGAGGUACCCUGGGCUGUUCAAGAAGCUAAAGGAGUAUCAUGGAGUUGACUUCCAUGAGAGCAUCAUCAUCUGGCACAUCGCCACAGACUUGAUCCUCGCUGCAUGGGAGGAAAAGGAGAAAAGGGCUGACCUCGAGGAAAUGGACCGUGUGGAGAUAAUCAGGGCACUGUCCAAUUACUUGAUGUUCCUCCUCGUGAACCGCCCCUACAUGCUACCAGGCCUUCCCCAAAACUGGUUGUAUCAGCAAACCUGCAACAAUCUGGAUGGGAUAUGCCGUAAAAAUCAACUCGCCAGUUCUCCUGGUGACAGCUUCUGCACCGUGCUCAAGAAAUUUUUCCGACGGCAUCGUCACUGGGACUUGAAACCUUCUAUGCUUGAGAAGGAGCUCGCUGACCUCGUACUGAACCUCAAGGACUAUGGUCGCCCCGGCUCUAAAAAUCCUCGGCUCAUAUAUGCGCAGAUGAUUGCUAAAAUAGUAAUUGAAGCUAAGGUACAUGAGGUGAGUCUGCUGCUAGUCCUGUGGACCGACUUCCUAGCGUACGCAGCCAACCGGUGCAGCAGGGAGUCACAUGCCAGGAAGCUUAGCAGCGGUGGUGAGCUCACCACCAUCGUGUGGCUUAUAUUGGAACACAUACGCCAAAGUAAAGAAUAAAUGGAGCUGAGCCAUGUAUAAUUCAUUUCAGUAGUUCAUCAUGUGUACCGAUACACUGAUGAUGUAGACAUUUCCUUUGGCACCCCCUCUGGUCUGUCACACACCUUGCAUUCUGUAAUCUGGGGGCAAAACUCUCUGCAGUCCUCUGGAAUGUGUGCUGUAUUACAGAAAUUAUUACUGUAUUU